Daldinia caldariorum is the source of this 1854-nucleotide messenger RNA. Its product is annotated as PCI domain-containing protein. Bases 181 to 1659 code for a protein of 492 amino acids. Gene Ontology annotation, cellular component: nuclear proteasome complex; proteasome regulatory particle, lid subcomplex; cytoplasm. The transcript has 4 exons. NCBI's taxonomy places the organism in Eukaryota, Fungi, Ascomycota, Sordariomycetes, Xylariales, Hypoxylaceae. The record is from RefSeq and is a predicted model, not a curated record.
GCCUGAAGGCUUAAGCUUCCCUCCAUCAUCAAUCAUCAUCAUCGCUCUAAUAUUCCACCAACGAACUACUCUUCACACAUAACCCGCCAAAAGUCCCACUUUCACAUAUUGACCUGGACCUACAAAUUAUUGACGCUUUUCUCCCAUUAUAUCACAAGUUAGAAAAAAAGUCCAGGAAUUAUGGCGGACGCAGCUCUGAAGCCCGAGAAGGACUUUAGUAAGGAAGCUGAUGUACAAAUCAGCGAAGCAGAGAAGCUUGCUCAGAAUGAUGUCCAAGCAGCUAUCGAGAAACUCACCAUCUUCGAGAAGCAAACCCGACAGGCUUCCGAUCUCGCCUCCACAUCCCGGACCUUAAUUGCGAUAUGUACAAUCUGCAAAAAUGCAGGAAACUGGAGUUUACUCAACGACCAGGUCUUGGUCCUCUCCAAGAAGCAUGGCCAGCUCAAACAAGCCAUCACCAAGAUGGUUCAGACCGUUAUGGGUUUCCUCGACGACACCCCGAACCUGGAAACUAAGCUAUCAGUAAUCGAGACCCUACGCACCGUAACAGAGGGCAAGAUAUUCGUCGAGGUUGAGCGAGCUCGCGUGACCAAGAUUCUGUCGGACAUCAAGAAGCAGCAGGGAGAUCUGAAGUCCGCUAUGGACAUUCUCUGCGAAUUGCAAGUUGAGACCUUCGGUUCAAUGGCGAGGCGGGAAAAAACAGAGUUUAUACUUGCCCAAGUCGCUUUAUGUAUUGAGAAUGGCGACUGGACACAGGCUGGCAUUCUUAGUCGCAAGAUCAGCACCAGAUAUCUGUCUCGUAAGCCGAAGAAGACGGCGGAGCAGCUGGAGAAGGAGAAGAAGGCUCGCGAAGAGAAGCUGAAGCGUGGAGAGGAGGUCCCCCCGGAAGAGGAGGAUGACACCACAGACCUAAAACUCGCCUAUUACGAACAGCAGAUCACCCUUGCAAAGCACGACGACAAGUACCUCGAUGUCUGCAAACAUUACAGACAAGUGCUGGAUACCGAAGCUGUGGAGGAGGACCCCUCAAAACUACAACCCGUCCUGCAACGUAUCAUCUAUUUCGUUAUACUUGCUCCUCAUGACAAUGAGCAGCAUGAUCUUCUUCACCGCAUCUACCGCGAUAGCCGAAACGCUCAGGUUCCCGUCGAUGCGUCGCUUCUCAAAUUAUUUACAGUGCACGAACUUAUGCGAUGGCCCGAAGUUGCGAAGCAAUACGGCCCCCAUUUAUGCGCGACCGACAUCUUUGACGAACGUCCCAACCAGUCAGGCGACGAGAAGGCCUACCAGCGAUGGCAGGACCUUCGCAAACGUGUUAUCGAGCACAACGUUAGAGUUAUCGCAAAAUACUACACUCGUAUCGGCAUGAAGCGCCUAACUCAGCUACUGGACUUGACCGAGGAUGAGACAGAGAAGUAUAUCAGCGAGCUCGUGUGCUCCAAGACCGUGUUCGCCCGUAUUGAUCGGCCCGCACGUAUAGUUAGCUUCGCCAAACCUAGAGACGUCGAUGACAUCCUUAAUGAGUGGAGCCAUAAUAUGAAGAGCCUGCUCGGCCUGUUGGAGCGUGUGGAUCAUCUCAUUACCAAAGAAGAGAUGAUGGCGAGGAUCCAGCCCGGCGCAAAGGAGGGUAAGGAGAAGAAGGGUAAGAAAAAGGCAUGAUAGACGGCUUUAUGAAAACUUCUGUUUUUGUUUUUCGGGGGAGUAAUUCUUUCGGAUCCGAAGAGUGACUUGGUUUCGAGAGAAGCCGCACCGCGCGGUACAGUACAGUACAGCACAGCACAGGUUCGCAUCAAAAGCAUGCGAAUGUACAAUACUUAGAUUAGGAGGUACAUAAUGCCCGUAAAGAACUGGUUU